AUGACAAGACGGACUCACGGACUGCUCUGGUCGCUAGUACUUCUCUGGGUCUUAAUAUUCGUCCACGUCGUCACAGUAAACGCAUCGGAAGAAACCAAGGACUACACCAAGCAUGUAGAACAGGAAACGGAGGCGGAUAGCGGGCGAAUCACUCUUGUAGCGGCAGUCACAGUCACUAUUCUCAUCGCAGUCUCCAUUUUCUUCGAGGUCGGAACGGAGAUGCUAUACAAGACGACGGACGAAGCCAACAUACCCUUCCUGAAGUCGGUCUUUAACGAGUUGACAACGCUAGGGUUUAUCGGUCUCUUAUUGUUCGUGGUCAGCCAGUUGGAAAUGAUGCCUCGGUUAUCGAGUACGUUGUUCGGGGAUGACGAAGAACUCAAGGAAAUAAUCGAGCGGCUGCACAUGACUUUGUUUCUAUUCGUCGUCAUUUUCCUCGUCCUUUGUCUUGCACUUGUGCGCUUCGGGACACGAGUGCAACACGAAUGGUUUGAGUUUGAAAAAAGCGCUGUGGAUAUUCCGUCAGUCCUAUCCGAGUACGUCAUAGCUACGGAGCCUUCGCAAUUUUGGCUAGAGCGACUGUCCUGGACACGAUCUGCCGCUGCGCGCAAGGCGGAGCGUGAAAUGGCUUAUCUUUCGUUGCGUCAACGAUUCAUGGACUAUCGUUCUAACCAUCCAGAUGAAGAAAUAGCGCGUCAACUGGCCAGAGAUUUCCAGCUACAAGGCGAAGAUUGUCGCUUUCCGUUUCACUCCUAUCUGAAAAUUAUCUCUGGCGAAGUCAUGGGCAGGCUUAUCGAGAUUGAUAUGGCAACUUGGAUCGCUCUAGAUGUAAUUCUCGUGGUGUUGCUAGUCUGCUGUUGGGCUGCCGGGCCGGACGGGGAAGUUGCGAUACUAACCGUUUCUGGAUUCCUGUUAAUCGCGCUGAAUGACUUCGUGUAUCGACGAGUGCACGCUAUGAGGGAAUUAUUGACACCUUCGAGACUGCAGAACGAUGCUGAGCGUGUACGACGGGACACUGAGUGGCGUGCCUUGCACGAGUUACCACCGCUUGCUAUCAUACAGACCAACAAUACCUGGUUGUUAGAGGGACAAACUAGUUCAAACGGCAUGGUAGACGAUGGCCAAGACUUGAUUCCGGCGUAUCUGAAGCAGCUACCACAUGAAGGACGAGAGAUGUCCACAAAAGAACUCGAGAAAUACCAACGGAGUCUAAUUCUAGGCGGUGGGCGUGGCGACGGCGUCAAGUUUGCUCUCUUCUCGACACGUCUCGUGUUCCUGCUCACAGCUCUUCACUUCUCGGUUUUCUUGUUGCGUGAGCUAAAGCAUAUCAAGGAACUUUACGGAGGGAGCCAAGUACUGGUUACGGUGCUUUAUCUCCUCUUCCUCACCCCCACCUUCACAGUUCCAAGCAUGUCUGCACGAAUUGCUCGCGAAGGGCUUUUAGCCUUUAACGUGGAGCACAUGAAGAACACAAGGACAAUUGUACUGGUAGCUCGACUACUGCGUGCUCGUCAGACGCUACGAACUCUUCGAUUUGUUGCUGAAAUGAAGAUUCAUCUUCGAGAAAGCUCACGUUUUCAUAAUACCGAAGGAAUUGUAAAACUAUUGGCGACAGCGAAGAAUUUCAAGUUUCCUCAAAGAUUUACAGCAAAAGAUACUACGAAUAGUUCCAACAGCUCAAGAUAUGCAUCUCGAGAAAAGCGGGGCGAUGCCUACCAUCGAGAAAUGCGACGUCGCGAAAUCCACACCGUUUUUUGCCUCUUCGACGUCGACGGAUCUGGCACAGUAUCGAGAGGUGAAUUGGCGAGUUUAUUACUUGCCAUCACGCAUGACUUAGAUGAAAAUCAACUGAAUCGACUCAUGUUGGAUCUCAUGAUCGUGGGUAAUAGCAGUGAAGGCGGUGAUAGUAGCAGGAGUUUGUCGCUCGACACUCCGCAAGAAGUGACGUUCGAGGCAUUUCAUAACUGGUGCAGCACGAGGAUUCAAGAAAGUGCUCUCUCAAAGGAGGGUAUAGUGGAGGAGAUCUUCGGCAUGAUUAAUGCCGACGGCAGUGGCGCUAUCUCUGUGGACGAGUUCGUGUCAAUCUUCGAGACUCUAGGCGAGGUACUAGAUCACGAAGAUGUUCGCGAGCUUGUCUAUCAGAUGGACCGUAAUGGAGACGGGAAGAUUGAUAUUGAGGAGUUUAGACACAUGAUGCAGAAGCACGUGAUCUAG
This is a messenger RNA of Phytophthora nicotianae INRA-310, 2214 nucleotides long. RefSeq lists its product as hypothetical. The transcript has a single exon. Gene Ontology annotation, molecular function: calcium ion binding. The coding region runs from base 1 to 2214 and encodes 737 amino acids. The record is from RefSeq and is a predicted model, not a curated record. Lineage: Eukaryota; Oomycota; Peronosporomycetes; Peronosporales; Peronosporaceae.